AUGCAGCUUCAUCACAAUCAACAAAGACACAAGUUUCUUUCGCAAGGGGGACUGCAAAAAUAUUUUAUUGUUGAUUUGGCAGAUGUCAAAAAUCCCGAAAACGCCAGGGUAGGAGAUUGGGUCCAGGCACAGCUGGCCGAGUACAAAUUGACACAACAAGAAGUCGAAGAAAAGCUACAAACACUAGAAGAGGCUGCAAAAACCGACAAGACAGGCUGGUUCAAGCGGACAGGCUGGUUGGACUUCUUCAAUGGCCGGAAUCUUGUUCAUCUGGCUCAUCAAACCCGCACACCCGAUCAUGGCGAAGACAAGAUCGAACUCGCUGCCGAGCUGAUAGAGCGACUGGUUGAGAGAAGCGUGAAAGAGCUGGCUACACUUCCACAAGAGACAAGGCGCUGGCUGCAGAGUGCAAAACAGAGCGAGAUCGACUCCCGGCCGAUAGGGCGACUGCAGAACCCGGAGAAGCAGCAGGUUACUUGGUUCAGACAGCAGCAAGCCGCAGUCGCCGGAUCAGAGAGUCAGGAGGCGACGAGCGGCGAGGAGGACAGCGAAGACGACGAAGAGGGUAGUGAAGCUGACAGCGACGCCCCGCAGCCCCGACGCAGGUCUCGCAGGCAUUCGCCGCUGGAUCAGAUGGAAGCCGUGCGUGAGCUAUUUGCGUGGACAGAAGAUCAGAAGUCGUGUGCAAUAUGA
Molecule: messenger RNA, 693 nt
Organism: Macroventuria anomochaeta
Lineage: Eukaryota; Fungi; Ascomycota; Dothideomycetes; Pleosporales; Didymellaceae
Exons: 3
Coding region: 1-693 (230 amino acids)
Source: RefSeq, a predicted model, not a curated record